GAUUACUUACUUCUGCUCUAGAUUUAGCCCAUUGGUGUUGGCAAAUGACAGCCAUAUUCUGACUUCAAUUCUCUACUUGCAGGUUCUAACCUGGUUGGCAAUAGGAUCACACAAAUGAACCCGUUUUUUGACAUUUUGAUGAACAAAUCUGGAGAAACCGAAUCCGAGGUGUUGGUCAACCCGUCAAUCGUAUAGCUAAAGAGCUGUACAAUGGUGGAUGGUGGUAUGAUCCUUCCUCUGCUCAUAAUGGUAGCCUUUUCAUCUCCUAGUAUAGAAGAUGAGGAGCUGAAGGUGAACUCCGGCCAGUACAAAUGUGUGUGCGAGGGGAUCUCGUGUGGCGGUGGAAACCACUGUUAUGGGCAGCAGUGCUUCUCUUCACUUAGCAUAAAUGAUGGCCAAUUCGUCUAUCAGAAAGGCUGCUUCCAAGUUUACGAACAAGGCAGGAUGACAUGCAAGACCCCUCCGUCUCCAGACCAGGCCGUGGAAUGCUGUCAGAGCGACCUCUGCAAUGUCAACAUCACAGCCAACCUGCCAAGCAAGGGGAGGACUUUACCCGGCGAGGCGUUAAGUUACAGCGUGGAGACUCUGGCUAUAUUCGUCCUGGCCCCCGUCAUCGUGUUAAUAGUUCUUUCCGUUGUGGCCCUCUUGGUCUUCCGGAAAAUCCAGCAACGGCACAUGGAGAGGUUGAGUACGAGAGACGCAGAGUAUGGCACCAUAGACGGCCUGAUUGCAUCAAACGUUGGAGACAGCACUCUUGCGGAUCUGCUGGAUCACUCGUGUACGUCUGGCAGUGGAUCUGGUCUCCCCUUCCUGGUACAGAGAACCGUGGCUCGCCAGAUCACCCUUGCAGAGUGUGUUGGUAAGGGCCGUUACGGUGAAGUCUGGCGUGGCCUCUGGCAAGGUGAAAGCGUGGCAGUAAAGAUUUUUUCGUCACGAGAUGAGAAAUCCUGGUUCAGAGAGACAGAGUUGUACAACACAGUGCUGCUGAGACAUGAAAAUAUUCUAGGUUUUAUCGCCUCGGACAUGACUUCCAGAAACUCCAGCACUCAGCUGUGGCUGAUUACUCACUAUCAUGAAAUGGGAUCUCUCUACGAUUACUUGCAAGUGACGACCUUGGACACUGUGAUGUGCCUCCGCGUCGUCUUGUCCAUCGCCAGCGGACUGGCACAUCUACACGUAGAGAUAUUCGGCACCCAGGGAAAGCCGGCCAUUGCUCACCGAGAUUUGAAGAGCAAGAACGUUCUUGUGAAGAAGAAUGGCCAGUGCUGUAUAGCAGAUCUAGGAUUGGCCGUGAUACACUCGCAGUCCACCAAUCAGCUGGAUGUUGGGAAUAACCCCCGGGUGGGGACGAAACGGUACAUGGCUCCAGAAGUUUUAGAUGAGACGAUCCAGGUGGACUGUUUCGACUCUUACAAGAGAGUGGACAUUUGGGCUUUUGGACUGGUCCUCUGGGAAGUUGCCAGACGAAUGGUUAGCAACGGUAUUGUUGAAGACUACAAACCUCCAUUUUACGAUGUUGUCCCGAACGAUCCUAGUUUUGAAGAUAUGAAGAAACUUGUUUGUGUGGAUCAACAAAGACCAAACAUUCCCAACAGAUGGUUCUCAGACCCAACGCUAUCAUCACUUGCUAAGCUGAUGAAGGAAUGCUGGUAUCACAACCCCUCUGCGAGACUCACAGCCUUGCGCAUCAAAAAGACUUUAACCAAAAUUGACAAUUCCUUAGAUAAACUGAAAUCAGACUGCUGAAGAUUUUGUCGGCACUGCCGCCACUUCCGUGCAUCAAUUGUACGACAAAAAAAAAAAAUGUUUCAAAUACAGUGCUUGCCUGCCGAGGUGUAGACUUUGUUUUCAGUUCUUUUCAUGUGCGACUUUUAAACACACGCCUUUUAAGGAGACAAUCCCGCUAUGGAACACUGGAACCUCGAUGAAUUACUUUAGUGCACAUUUGGCACAAAUCUGCCUUCCAAGCAGCCGCGACAGCUUGACGAUUGCAAAGAUCCGGAUCUGAAGGGGCAGUGUAGAAAUUUCAGUACCGAUCUGGGCAUUAAAGGGUGAAAUUGGAGGUUAAAAAAAAAAAAUAAGUGAUCGCUUUUCGCCCACUUCUAAGGAAAUCACGCGGAUCUUAUCGGAUUUUUAACUAGCAAUAUUUUACGUGCUUCUUUGUUUGAUUGCACUACAGAUUCCUCGCAUUCCUUACUUGCACUGUAACGGUUUCAUUUUAAUCGACCGAUGCCAAAUAUAAGAUUGGCCGUGUACAGAUCGAUGUUGCGAAUUAUACCCAUCCAUUUUUUGGGUAAUGAUGUAAAAGAAAAAAAGAAAAAAAACAAAGCCUAAUAUGAGAGUGUCGGCAUUGGCUGCCUCUUAUGUGUACUGAUGUUUACAAUAAUGCUGAACAUAAGAAUUUUUUUUUUUUUUUGGACUGUAUGAAAUUUCAAAAUUAUUUAUUACUAGUGCACUUAAAGGUUUCCAGAAAAAACUGAACAGUGCAAAAGGCUAUGGCUACAUUUUUGUGUUUUUUAUUUUAUUUUUGUUUUUUGGUUUUACACUUAAUUUUGUAACACAUUUAUGAUGAGGAAUAGACCUUUUUUUAUUUUUACUCUAUUUACUGUAUCAUCACGUUGCAUCAAUUCACAUUCUUCUUUCUCCAUAUUGAGAAGUUGUGUGGUCUAUAUCCAUUGACCGGAUUCUAAACCUUAUCAAGUGUCGCACCCAUUUUUCCAGCUUGCCUUUUAUUGACAUAGGAAACGAAGACAUGAUAUACAAGGUUCCUUGGAGAGAUUCUGGAUACUCAUUCAAAUAUUAAAGGGAGGGUGGGGGAGAGAGAGAGAGAGAUGCCUUUCUUCUAAGCUAUGUAAUAUGUUGCGUUGUAAACUUUGCCAGAAAAUAACUAUUUUGUUUUAAUCUACUUUUUGUAUUUAGUAGUUAUUUGUAUAAAUUAAAUAGAAUGUUUUGAAGUC
Messenger RNA from Rana temporaria (common frog), 2957 nucleotides. It is a transcript of the gene ACVR1, whose product is annotated as activin A receptor type 1. NCBI's taxonomy places the organism in Eukaryota, Metazoa, Chordata, Amphibia, Anura, Ranidae. Gene Ontology annotation, molecular function: ATP binding; transforming growth factor beta receptor activity, type I; SMAD binding. Gene Ontology annotation, biological process: BMP signaling pathway; transforming growth factor beta receptor signaling pathway; dorsal/ventral pattern formation. The record is from RefSeq and is a predicted model, not a curated record. The coding region runs from base 211 to 1746 and encodes 511 amino acids. The transcript is spliced from 10 exons. Gene Ontology annotation, cellular component: plasma membrane; BMP receptor complex.